Molecule: messenger RNA, 1347 nt
Organism: Molossus molossus (Pallas's mastiff bat)
Lineage: Eukaryota; Metazoa; Chordata; Mammalia; Chiroptera; Molossidae
Gene: NFYB
Product: nuclear transcription factor Y subunit beta
Exons: 8
Coding region: 193-816 (207 amino acids)
Biological process (GO): regulation of transcription by RNA polymerase II
Cellular component (GO): CCAAT-binding factor complex; nucleus
Molecular function (GO): DNA-binding transcription activator activity, RNA polymerase II-specific; protein heterodimerization activity; RNA polymerase II cis-regulatory region sequence-specific DNA binding
Source: RefSeq, a predicted model, not a curated record
AGGCCGAGUGCUGGAAGCGGAGCUCCGCGCUGGGACUGGUUCCUUCGCAGCCAUUUUCUGUCCAACCAAACAGCCGAUUGGAGACGGGAGCCAACCAGGGCUGCAUUGGAGGUUGAAAUUGGGCAAAGAUUAGAUACCGAUUUAGACAGGUGUUCUUGAACACCACUGAAAACACAAUUCUGACAGUAUUUCAUGACAAUGGAUGGUGACAGUUCUACAACAGAUGCUUCUCAAUUAGGAAUUUCUGCAGACUACAUUGGCGGAAGUCAUUAUGUUAUACAGCCUCAUGAUGAUACUGAGGAUAGCAUGAACGAUCACGAAGACACAAAUGGUUCAAAAGAAAGUUUCAGAGAACAGGAUAUAUAUCUUCCCAUUGCAAAUGUGGCAAGGAUAAUGAAAAACGCCAUACCUCAGACGGGAAAGAUUGCAAAAGAUGCCAAAGAAUGUGUUCAAGAAUGUGUGAGUGAGUUCAUCAGCUUUAUAACAUCUGAGGCCAGUGAAAGAUGCCAUCAGGAGAAACGGAAGACAAUCAAUGGAGAAGAUAUUCUCUUUGCCAUGUCUACCUUAGGCUUUGACAGUUAUGUAGAACCUUUAAAAUUAUACCUUCAGAAAUUCAGAGAGGCAAUGAAAGGAGAGAAGGGAAUCGGUGGAGCAGUCACAACCGCAGAUGGACUAAGUGAAGAACUAACAGAGGAGGCCUUUACUAACCAGUUACCAGCUGGCUUAAUAACUGCAGAUGGCCAACAACAAAAUGUUAUGGUUUACACAACAUCAUAUCAACAGAUUUCUGGUGUUCAACAAAUUCAGUUUUCAUGAUCUGAAGAAAUGGUGGAGUGUGGAGUAUAGAGAAGCAAGUCUGCACGAUACCGAGGCUGAGGCAGCAGGAAGGACUGGAAGGGUGUCUCUCUGUACGUUAAAUAGCUGUAAUGUAGCUUCCUGAUGCUUGACUAAUUGAGGUGUUAAUUCUGACUUGAGAAUCUUUUUCAUGAAUGAUUUUAAAGAAAAAUUUGGAUUUUAAAGGUAUUAAAAUAUUUUUGUUUUGUACGAGAGUUUGUUGCUCUGUAUGACUCCUGUAUGCAUUGUAUAUUGCAAUUUAUUACUGUCAGAGAUUUGUAGACAGUUUCUUAUUUUCAUAUUGAAUCAUGUUACUUUUGUAAUUCAAGUAAGCAGCUGGGUUAAUUCAUGAUGUUUACCCUUUUAAUAAAAUAUAAGGGUAGAGUUCAUUUUGAAUGCAAGUUGCCUUUAUUAUAAAUUUGAGUUUGUCUUGGUUAUAUAAUAUCUUGCAUGGUAACCUAGCUAGAUUUUUGGCAUUUGCCAUAUUUAUUAAAAUUAAUUUUUUGUAAAACA